Cyclocybe aegerita is the source of this 2553-nucleotide messenger RNA. NCBI's taxonomy places the organism in Eukaryota, Fungi, Basidiomycota, Agaricomycetes, Agaricales, Hemipholiotaceae. The record is from the annotation of a GenBank genome assembly.
AUGUCCAGCAGACAAGGCGGCAAACUCAAGCCUCUCAAGGCCCCUAAGAAAGAGAAGAAGGACGAAACCGAGGAUGAGAUCGCCUUCAAGGAAAAGAAGAAGCAGGAGGCGGAGGCGUUGAAGGCUGCGCGGGACAAGGCGCUGAAAGGUGGGCCGAUGGGCGGGUCGGGGAUCAAGAAUAAUUGGACAGUCGAGAACAAACCUCGUCCUCAACCAUCCCGUCCCCUCGUCCUCAUGUUGGGCCCCCUGCAGAGUCUCCAGCCCAACCCACAGCAGCAGCAGAACCAGCAGCAGCAACAGGGUCAACAACACCAACAAGGCCAGCAAGGCAACAUACCCCCGCCGCCACCUCAGAACGGCCAGGACUACACACUUUCCAGUGUCCUCCACUAUCUCCAAACAGAAUGGAGGCGUUAUGAACGCGACCGAAAUGAGUGGGAGAUUGAACGUGCAGAAAUGAGGGCUCGUAUUGCGCUUCUGGAAGGAGAACGGAGGUCCUUCGAAAACGUCAAGCUCGACCUCAUGAGACGUAUAAAGAUGCUCGAGUAUGCCCUGCGUGUCGAAAGAUCCAAACAACUUUCACAACCAGCAUCAAUACCGCCCACAAAACUCUCUUCUAUUCAAGCGAAUGUCGGUGCUUCCAAAGAGGAUUCACAGAGCCAGAAAGGGGAGAGCGGUGGUAGCUCACCCAGGAGCGAAGACUCUCCCUUACCAGACGCACGGCUCCCUAACGGCAACUCCUCUAAUGGACCUAAUACGCGACCGCAUUCUUGGGGAGCCUCAAACUGGGCCAACCUUCCUGCUGGUGGAACAAUUGCCAGUCUCGGGAAACCGCCGCUGGGAAGAGAUCCGAAGAGUAGAGCACGGAGUCGUGAUUACUUGAAGCAGUGCCUGCAAGAGAUUUCUUAUCUUACGUCUCCUCAAGCAAUGAACCCUUUACCAAACCGACCGCUGCUGAACAAUCCUUCUGCUCCACUUUCUUUGCCCAAUGUUCCUUCCUUCGAACAAAUUGCAUUCAACGGCCGACCGCGAAAAGUACUACCAGAAGCCGGCAAAGAGUUCCCGCUUCUCAAUGGACUCCCAGGUUCUGCAGCCUCUGCGAACACCGGUGGCAACUCCCAACUGCCUAUCCUUGAAAGGAACAGUCAUAGUUCUGGAAUGGUCCAACAGCAGCAAUCCCACAUGUCUCAAAUGGUGCCCCAAAAUCCAAGUCAACCUCAACUCUCGUCACCAACACAAGCCGGCGGAGAAAGAGAUUCUGAUUUUGAAAACCGUCAAUUGACGGCCAUUUUCCGUCCUGAUGACAAUGGUGAAUGGAAGGAGAAACUUCGCCUAUCGCAUGAAGCUGCUGAAAAGUCCCGGGCGGCAAGGGAGUAUCAACAGUCCACCGGCGCUGAUCCUGGCUCAUGGGAGAGGCAACGAGAAGAGGAAGAGGAGGCAAAGGAAGAGGAAGCUGAGGUUGAGGACGAGGAGUCCAGUUUAGUCGGAGAGGGAGAAGGAACUAAACUGUGGAAGGCCAAAAGGACGCUAAGAAAUCACCUCGAUGCUGUCCGUGCACUUGCUUUCCAUCCAACGGAACUUUGCCUGGCGACUGGAGGGGAUGACUGCACUGUUAAGAUCUGGAGAAUGGAUGUUGCCAGCCUGGCUUCCUCAGCGGCACGCGCUACGACCGAAGUUGAACCCCAAUUGACGCUUCGCGGCCAUUCUGCUGCAAUUACACGCUUGAUACAUUCUCCCUCCAAACAACUGCUGUAUUCCGCUUCUCUAGAUUCCUCGAUCCGAAUCUGGGCACUUCCUUCGCCGUCUCACACGACAUAUGCUCCAUAUGACGAAACGCGGUCGCGUGGAGAACUUGUUGGACACACCGAUGCCGUGUGGGAUCUGGCGCUCGUCAGGGAUGAGAGCACACUGAUCAGUUGUGGUGCGGAAGGUUCUGUCAAAGUCUGGGACGUGAGCGGACCGUCUGGUGGUGGUUCACUUAAGCUGACGUGGGGAUGGCAUGGAGUCGAGAACCCUAACGAUCUGCACGACAACGUUAACACGCCUGGUGCGACUGCUGUGGAGGCUAUUAAGACGGACCUCAAGAAGGUCGCUGUCGCUUACCAGAACGCCAUCGUCAAAGUCUUUGACAUUGAGGCUGGCAGGGAGUUGUCGCGGCUAGAAAGUGACAUGAGCUACGAUGGAACGCCUGCCACCCAGAUCAACCGCAUCGUUUCACACCCUACAAUGUCAAUCCUCGUUACUGCCCAUGAGGACAAAUUCAUUCGCAUUUUUGAUCUGACAACAGGACAAUGUACACACUCCAUGCUGGCGCACCUCGAUGGUGUCACGUCUCUCUCGAUCGACGCGCCUGGCUUCUCCCUCGUUUCCGGCAGCCACGACUGUUCCGUCAGAUUUUGGGAUCUGCUCGGUUCGCGUUCUUGUGUCCAGGAGCUCACGACGCAUCGCGAAAAGGCGCGGGAAGGCGUACUGGAUGUAGAAUUCCAUCCUUCGCUACCCUUCAUGGCGAGUGGUGGCGCCGAUGGCGUUGUAAAACUGUACGCUUCAUCAUAA